AUGUGGAGACUGAAGCUUUCAGAAGGCAAAGAUCCAUGGCUUACAAGUGUAAAUAAUCACAUUGGAAGACAAUAUUGGGAGUUUGAUCCAAAUCUCGGAACACCAGAAGAGAGAGCUCAAGUGGGAAAAGCUCGUCUCGAGUUUCGCAAGAAUCGUUUUCAAUCCAAACAUAGCUCUGAUCUCCUAAUGAGACUUCAGUUUGCAAAGGAGAAAGCAUGUGAAAUGAAGCGAGUACCAGCUCAGGUGAAAGUGAGAAGUGAUGAAGAAGAAAUAAGUGAGGAAGCAGUGGGGAUCACACUGAGAAGGGCCUUGAGCUUUUACUCCACUCUGCAGGCUGAGGAUGGUUUCUGGCCUGGUGACUAUGGGGGACCUUUGUUUCUUCUACCUGGCUUGGUUAUUGGCUUAUCUGUAACAGGGGCCCUUCAUGCAAUCUUGCCGCAUGAGCAUCAACAGGAGAUCUGGCGCUAUCUGUACAACCAUCAGAAUAUAGAUGGAGGUUGGGGAUUGCAUAUAGAAGGCCCCAGCACAAUGUUCUGUACAGCUCUGUCCUAUGUCACUUUGAGAUUGCUUGGAGAGGAAAUGGACGGUGGUGAUGGCGCCAUGGAUAGGGCAAGAAAAUGGAUUCUUGAUCGUGGUGGGGUUACCUUCAUUCCAUCAUGGGGAAAGAUGUGGCUUUCAGUCCUUGGUGUCUACGAAUGGAGUGGAAACAAUCCAUUGCCACCGGAGUUGUGGCUUUUACCUUACUCUCUCCCAAUACACCCAGGUCGAAUGUGGUGUCACUGCAGGAUGGUUUAUCUGCCCAUGUCAUAUUUAUAUGGGAAGAGAUUUGUGGGUCCCAUCAACGGCCUUGUUUUAUCACUCAGAAGAGAGCUUUAUAUCUUUCCUUAUCAACUGAUUGACUGGGACCAAGCAAGAAAUCUAUGCGCUAAGGAGGACUUGUAUUAUCCACAUCCCAUUUUGCAGGACAUCUUGUGGGGGAGUCUUCAAAAGGUCGGGGAGCCUCUUCUCAUGAAAUGGCCAUUCUCAAGGCUAAGGCAAAAGGCUCUCCGCACUGUAAUGCAGCACAUACACUAUGAGGAUGAAAACACUCAGUAUAUUUGCAUUGGACCUGUCAAUAAGGUACUAAACAUGAUUUGUUGUUGGUUGGAGGAUCCAAAUUCAAAAGCAUACAAGAACCAUCUUUCAAGAAUCAAAGAUUAUCUUUGGGUUGCCGAAGAUGGAAUGAAAAUGCAGGGAUACAAUGGAUCUCAGUUUUGGGAUGUUGCUUUGGCUGUGCAAGCAAUCCUUGCAACCAACCUUGUCAAUGAAUCUGGUUUUGUGCUUCAGAAGGCGCACAAUUUCAUAAAAAACACACAAGUUAAGACAAACAGCUCUGGCAAUCUUAGUUAUUGGUACCGCCACAUUUCGAAAGGUGGAUGGCCGUUCUCUACUCCAGACAAUGGUUGGCCUGUCUCAGAUUGUACGGCAGAAGGUUUGAAGGCGGCACUCUUACUAUCACUUAUGCCGUCUGAAAUUGUGGGAGAAGCCAUGCAAGCGGAUCAACUAUAUGAUGCUGUAAAUGUGAUAUUAUCCCUACAGAACAGUACUGGAGGAUUUGCAUCGUAUGAACUCACAAGAUCCUAUGCCUGGUUGGAGAUGAUCAAUCCAGCUGAAACAUUUGGAGACAUCAUUAUUGAUUAUCAGUACGUGGAAUGCACAUCAGCAGCAAUUGAAGGCCUUAAAUCAUUCAUGAAAUUAUAUCCAGGACAUAGGAGGAAAGAAAUUGAAGCAUGUAUUGCAAAGGCAGUUAAAUUCAUCGAGAGCAUACAACUACCUGAUGGCUCAUGGUAUGGGUCUUGGGGAGUCUGCUACACCUAUGGAACAUGGUUUGGGAUAAAGGGGUUAGUGGCUGGCGGUAAGACCUACCAUACUAGCCAUAGCAUUAGAAGAGCAUGUGAUUUCUUACUGUCCAAACAACUUGGUUCGGGCGGCUGGGGAGAGAGCUACCUAUCAUGCCAAAACAAGGUAUACACAAAUCUCGAAGGGAACAAACCACACAUAGUGAAUACUGGAUGGGCAAUGUUGGGUCUGAUUGAAGCAGGCCAGGCUGAGAGGGAUCCGAUCCCCUUGCAUCGUGCAGCAAAGCUGUUGAUUAUUCACAGAUGGAAAAUGGAGAUUUCCCACAACAGGUACAUUGACUAUUAG
Messenger RNA from Prunus armeniaca (apricot), 2184 nucleotides. NCBI's taxonomy places the organism in Eukaryota, Viridiplantae, Streptophyta, Magnoliopsida, Rosales, Rosaceae. The record is from the annotation of a GenBank genome assembly.